UACCGUUGAUUGGUUAUCAUUUUAAUUGUUGAUUUAAAUGGCGAACGAAUAGUUGGCGGUCAAUUUAACUUUGAUAAGAUUCGCUAUCUUGAUAUUUCAGCGUUGCUUGAGAGUCGCUUGAUUUUCUUGUCAAAAUGAAAGGACAGAGGGGGAAAACCCCAAGGAAGAAAUUUGCAUUUACUGGAACAUCUGUUAUAGAACCUGUGGAGGUCUACUGUCGUAUCAAACCAGCAGAUGACUCCAAUAAUGUAUGUCUGAAAAGUGUAGGUGAUAAUCAAGUACAAUUGAUGAUACCUGCUGAUGGAUACCGAAAUGCACAACCAAGAGAAUUUUUAUACACAUUCCAGCAAGUAUUUGAUGAAACUUCAACACAGAAGGACAUAUUUGAUGUGGUUUCUUUGCCUCUUGUUGAAGAUCUUAUUGCUGGACGUAAUACUCUCCUCUUCACCUAUGGUGUAACUGGCUCUGGUAAGACGUACACAAUGACUGGUACCCCAGUUGACCAGGGUAUAUUACCGAGGUGUCUUGAUGUCGUUUUUAACACAAUUGAACAUCAUCAGGCAAAAAAAUAUGUUUUUGAGCCAAAUAAUCAAAAUGGUUUUAGAGUUCAAAGUGAAGCUGAUGCUAUGGCAAAACUCCAAGCUGACAUCAUGCCAUGUCCUUCUGUUGUUCCAAAGACACCAAAAAAAGACAAGUGUGAGUUCCUGAAAAAUCCUCGUCUACGAGAUAAAAGCAAAGUGGAAGGUGUCAGCAAUCAGUUCUUGUAUUCUGUCUUUGUGUCGUACGUUGAGGUUUAUAAUAAUGCGGUGUAUGAUUUGUUGGAAGAGUUGACCUCUGACCCUAUCAUUGGAUACAAGGCCCAGCAAACUAAAACAAUUCGAGAAGAUAGUAGUAAAAUGAUGUACAUUCAUGAGUGCAAAGAAGUUGAAGUGAAAAAUCCUGAUGAGGCUUUUCAUGUCAUCUACCAAGGUCAGAACCGACGGAGGGUUGCUCGAACUGCUUUAAAUGAAUCUUCUAGUCGUAGCCACAGUGUUUUCAAUAUUCGUAUUGUACAAGGCCCAGUGGAUCAGAGUGGAGAAGAAGUAAUGCAUGUUGGCAUUGACGGAGUGGAAGCAAAUUCAAUUUGUGUAGGACAACUAUCUUUAGUUGAUUUGGCUGGUAGUGAACGUACUGUACGCACCAAAAAUAUGGGUGAACAACUCAGAGAAGCAUCUAAUAUCAACAACACACUCAUGACACUAAGAAACUGCAUUGAUAUUCUCCGUGAAAAUCAGAAAUUUGGAUCAAGUAGGAUUGUACCUUAUCGUGAUUCCAAACUAACUCAUCUCUUCAAGAGCUACUUAGAAGGUGAUGGCAAGAUCAGAAUGGUUGUUUGUGUUAAUCCUGCUGCCAAUGAAGUUGGAGAAACUUUGCAUGUUAUGAAAUUUGCUGAAAUCACACAAGAAGUAACUAUUCAAAGAAUAGAAGGUCGUUUUCAAGAAGUACCAGAAACUCCCAAUGGUAGACUCUAUCCAAAUCUUGAGGAGGAGUUUCGAAGUGAUACUGGUUCAGAUUGUACGAGUAGUAGCCGUUCUACAACAGUUCCUGUGCCACUGUAUGACCUGGGACCACAAUUUCCAAACAUGGAGCUAGUCCAUCCAUCUGAUGAUUCAACUUUGAAAGAAUUACACAGAUUUUUGGGGAUUCGACUUGAAAAAAGACAAAGAUGUGUUGAAGUUGCUCGACAAAAAUGUGAUGAUUUCCGUUCACUUUUGCUAAAAGUGGAGAAAGAGAAUUCCUACCUCCCAGUUCUUGAAAAAGAAGUUUUUAAUCUUCGCAGAGAAAACACAAAUUUGAAACAAGACAAUCUAAAUAUAAACAAAGAACUGAAAGAGCUUCAGCAAGAAUUAAGAGCCAUAAAUUCAAAAUUAAGAAGCUCUGAACGACAACUACAAGAAAAGAAUUCAUUGAUAAGAGAAGCCAGAGAUGAAAAAUGUCAGCUAAAGAGUGAUUAUGAAACCAGAAUACAGCAAAAUGAACAAAAGUUUCGACAGCAGGAAUAUGACCGGCAGAAAUUAGAGUACAAGUGUCGGACAUACCUUCAAGAAAAAGAUCGUAAGCUAAACAUUUUGAAAAACCUUGUGAACGAACACUCUUCUGAAUCAAGCACUAGUACCACACCAUCUGUUACUCCAAAACCCGCCAGAAAAUUACGGACAUUCACCACCCCAGCUCCCUAUACUGCUCCCAGACCAGACCCAGCUCCAAGGAAACCUGUAACAAGACUAGCUGCUGCACGGUCACUCCAUAAUUUAGACCAAGUUAGUUCUUCAUCUUCCAAAAAGGAUCCUGCACCACCACCACCGCCACCAAACCCGCGCCAUAGACGUUCAAAGUCUUCUUCGGCUGCCGAAACGUGGCUGGAACACAAGAGCCAAGACCAUGAAGAACUUGGUACCCUCUUUCAACCAAAGCUGAAGAAAAAACGAUCGGUGACUAAAUUGACUGAGAAGGACACUAAAGAGGUAUCCAAGUAUUGCCUUAACCAUCAAGAGUUGGGAUCAGAUGGAGAAAUGCGUACUAAAUUAUAUAAGGGCAAUGUUCUUCCCACAGCUACUGGAGGUUGCACAAUGGUUUUUAAUGAAGUAGAAAUGGUAAGACGUGGAAAUCCUGGCAAUGGCAAGAAGAGGCAUAGUCCGCCUAACCAACAUACUCGUCCUGGCAGUGACUGGACUGAUACUGACGUACGAUGUGGCUAUGCUAUUGAUGGACAUAAGAGACCUAAACCAUCACAAAUAUAGAAUAUCGACCCCGUGGAAUUUGGAGUCUGGUGCUGUGUAUAUACAUUGGAGAAUUAAAGAACUGAAAUUAGUGAUGGUAGCCAAGCUGCUAAUAGUUAUGAGUAUAGUUAUGAGUGCAACCGAUUGUGUGUAUGUGUAUGUGUGUGUGUGUACUUGAUUGUGUGUGUAUCGUAAUAUAACAGCUUAAAAAAACGUACUACAAAAUUGAUAGAAAAUAUAUAAAUCAAAUUAAAUUAAUGCUUCUGAAUUAUCUUAAAAAAUUGGUGUAAAUAUUAUGUCUGUUGAAGAUAAAUUCUACAAGUAAAUAUAUAUAUAACACACUGUAUAUAGCAUAUAUAUAUAUAUAUAUAUAGCAUACUGUAUUUUUUUUUUAUGACCAGUCACAUUAUGCUAUGUGCUUCACUAGCUGUCUGUAGAAAUCAGAGAAAUAUAUAAGAAACCAAUUGUGUAUGUAUUAAAGUUUAUAUUAACUAAAUGUAGACAUUUAGUCUUUAGUCAAUGUCAUGUUUGGCCUGUAAUGAAAGUUUUUAAUGCCAGUUAAUAGUUUUAUAUUAUUCAGAAAUGUGGAAAGAUGUACAGUAGAACACCAGAUUAAAUUUUUCCUUUUUUGCUUUAAUUUGGUAGGUUUUUAGUUAUUGUUGCAUUAUUCUUCCUUCUAUGUUUAAUGAACCUGUAAUAUUCUGGUGUUGAUUUACAUCACUACACAUUUCUAUAACAAGCAAAAUUUAUCACUUGUUUAAAGAAAUGGAAUCAGUAUGCUGUAUCUUUAAAUCGAUUAUAUAAAAAAAAAGGCUUUUUAUUAUCCAACUUGCAUAAAUUAAACUUAUAUUAAAUAUUAAUAAGAUAUACACAUAAGGUUUUUUAUUAUCUAGCUUGCAUAAUUAAACUUAUGUUAAAUAUUAAGAUAUACAUAUAAAUGUGAAUUAAAUAUUUUGAACAUCAUCAUCUUUAUUAAGUUACCCAGAUCACUGUAACUCUUCCAUGCCAAACAUCCCAUUUGAGUGAUGAAGCAUGAAUGUCUGUGCCUGGGUUUUAGUCACAGUGGUUCAUUGUUAGCUGAAAUGCCUCAUCUGUGCACGCCACAAGUACAGAUGGUAGCAGUAUUUCACUUACUGAAAUGGUUCGAUCUUGACAGUUUGUUGUCUGUUAAUCUGCUUAGCAUCUAGUGAUAUUUACCAUUGAAUCUAUAAGUUCAUCUGCUGAAAUAACUCACAUUCACCAAGCUGCAUCCCAUGAUUUCAAUGCACUCUGGACCAGGUGGUUACAUGCUAUUUAACUCAUAGCUGGUGCUACUACUUUGGGUCAGAGUAGACCUGGGAAGAAUAGGGGCUAAAAGGUGGUUCCACACCCCUCAAAACCCAGGAACUUUUAAACCAGGCUCCCACUGUUGGAUGCAGUCUAUAGUAGCUAAUUUCAUCUUUCUUUGUCAAUUUAUUAAAAGCAGGGAAAAUUAAAAACUGAAAGACCCCUAGUACAUUUUAUAUGCAUGCGUAUAGGAAUAAAUUGCUUUUCUACUUUUGUUGAAAUUUCAUUUUGGUAUUGUGUUGGUGUCAUUGGAAAAUCUAUAUAUAAUGUUCAGUGAAUUAUAAGGCAGCGAGCUGGCAGAAUCAUUAGCAUGCUAGGUGAGAUUCUUAGUGGCAUUUCAUCCGUCUUUACAUUCUGAGUUCAAAUUCUG
Molecule: messenger RNA, 4455 nt
Organism: Octopus sinensis (East Asian common octopus)
Lineage: Eukaryota; Metazoa; Mollusca; Cephalopoda; Octopoda; Octopodidae
Product: kinesin-like protein KIF23
Exons: 24
Coding region: 135-2780 (881 amino acids)
Biological process (GO): microtubule-based movement
Cellular component (GO): nucleus; kinesin complex; microtubule
Molecular function (GO): ATP binding; ATP hydrolysis activity; microtubule motor activity
Source: RefSeq, a predicted model, not a curated record